Molecule: messenger RNA, 4096 nt
Organism: Bicyclus anynana (squinting bush brown)
Lineage: Eukaryota; Metazoa; Arthropoda; Insecta; Lepidoptera; Nymphalidae
Product: protein Wnt-1-like
Exons: 8
Coding region: 381-1460 (359 amino acids)
Biological process (GO): multicellular organism development; canonical Wnt signaling pathway; cell fate commitment
Cellular component (GO): extracellular region
Molecular function (GO): frizzled binding; cytokine activity
Source: RefSeq, a predicted model, not a curated record
GCCAGUCUGGUUUUGUAUUUCAAACAGCGCGGGCCGCAAGCGCGUUGGCAGAACACGUCAGGCUAAAGUCUUACGAAUUUCAAAAAAAGAAUACUUACCUUCUUUUUUCAAAUAAUAAUCGCCAUUACAUUUACGACACGCGUCUUUUAUUUUUCGACGCAUAGACAACUAUCGGAAAAGUUUGUUUCAAAGUUUUUUUUUUAUUAUUUGAAAUAUUGGUUCUGUGUUAUGUUUUUGUUAAGUUCUGUGGUUCAUUUUAUUUUCUAAUUCGAAAUGAUUUACAUAUUUUGGUUAUUGUUUUACUCGGUGUUGUGAAAGUGUUAUUUUUGGGGGUGUAUUUUGGAGAUUUUUUAUGCUUUUUUUGGAACUUUUAAAGCACGAUGAAGCUUUUUUGGAAAGUUUUGUGCGCUUUACUGCUCCUGGUAGAGGCCGUCAUGGGUAACUGGUGGAAUUUAGCAGCACCGAAUAGGCCUGUACAAUCGUCUAACACCUCUGUGGAAACCUUUACGACACUGCACAAAGAAAGCUGCCAUAGAUUAGAGUAUCUCGUCGAACGACAAAAGCAAUUAUGUAUGCUUUCUGAUAAAAUGGUACAGGUGAUACAAACAGGAGCGCAGCAGGCAAUAGAUGAAUGUCAGCAUCAAUUUCGGAAUAGCCGUUGGAACUGCAGUACUGUCGACAAUUCCACUGAUAUAUUCGGCGGAGUGCUUAAAUUUAAAUCUCGCGAGUCUGCCUUCGUUCAUGCCCUAUCAGCAGCAGCAUUGGCUCACACAGUUGCUCGCGCGUGCAGUCGGGGCGAACUAAACGAGUGUUCCUGUGACGCUCGUGUUAGAAAGCGAACGCCGCGGCAUUGGCAGUGGGGUGGUUGUUCUGAGGAUAUAAGAUAUGGAGAAAAGUUCAGUCGUGACUUUGUAGAUGCUAAAGAAGACAAGGACAAUGAUGAAGGUCUCAUGAACUUACAUAACAAUGAAGCUGGCCGCAGAGCAGUCCGCGGCAGGAUGCAGCGCGUGUGCAAGUGCCACGGCAUGUCGGGCUCGUGCUCCGUGCGCGUGUGCUGGCGCCGCCUGCCGCAGCUGCGGCUGGUGGGCGACGUGCUGAGCACCAGAUACGAGGGCGCCUCUCAUGUUAAGGUUGUAGAGAGGAAGAGAGGCAAGAAUAUAAGAAAACUGCGACCGCUGCAUCCUGAUAUAAAGAAACCGAACAAAACCGAUCUAGUCUAUCUCGAGGACUCUCCCGAUUACUGUGAACCAAACGAUGAGUUAGGGAUAUUAGGCACGCGAGGCAGAACUUGUAAUAGGACGUCGGCUGGUUUGGACGGGUGUCGAUUGCUUUGCUGCGGUCGCGGGUACCAGACCCGAGUGAGGGACCAUGAAGAGAAAUGCAGAUGCCGAUUCGUUUGGUGUUGUCGGGUGCAUUGCGAAAUAUGUAGAUCCAAACGUGAUCACCACGUGUGCAAUUGAAAAAGACUUUGUUUUUACCUGUUAAUUUAACACACGUGCAGUAAAGGGAUGAAUGAUUUUAUUGAUUAUAAAGAUGAACAUUUUUUGUAAAUGAUUUACGUGAAGUUAUAUGUUUGAUUUAAAAUUACCACAAUUUGUAUUUUAUCAGAAGAUUGAUUUUAUGAAAAAACACAAGGUUAUUUUUCAAAAGAAUUAAAUUCAAAUGUUCUUAAUGAUAUUGUAUGUGUAUCAGUAAGAACUUUUAAUGAUAUAUUGUACGGAGUAAAGUAUUAAGUACAGUUUCAAACAUGAAAAGGUGUCGAUGUACUUAAUAAUCAUAAUGCGUAUAAAAGUAACUCAUCUAAUUAAUGAUUCAUUUUAAUUAAUUUUAACUGAUGGCAAUGUUAACGUAUAUUCAUUAAAAGUGUUAAUUGUUUAUGAAGUACUUACACGAUUUCCUCAAAUAUAAAUGCUUCAUGCGACUCACCAAUUACAAAAUACGGACUGAUAUGUUUAGUUACUUAUAUUUUUAAGUAUGUUUCUCUGAUUGUAAGCUUUAAAAAAUUUUACAGUAUUACCAACUAAUUUAUUUUACUUUAAUGUAAAUAUUACAAGCAAAUUUGUAAAUACCAUUUUCGUUAUUAGGUUAUUUUAUUUAUCAGUACAAAAAGAACGAUGAAACUCAUUCUAAUUGAUUGAAAUAGUAGAAAGUGUAAUAUUUUGCCAAUAGUCGUUUUUCCCAAAUUUUUCUUUGUUUUACUUUAAUAUUUUAUAUUUGACUUGAAAUAAGCAGUAACUUAAAAUCUCCUGACUUGACUCUGAACAAAUUCUUGGCAAUAUAUUACUUUAUUCUCUAACGCACUGUAUCAUCGAUUGUAAAUAGUCACUGUGUACUUAAUGUACUUAUUAGAGUUAAGUUAUUUUUACGUUCUACCUCAGAAACGAAAUCUUUUUAACCAGCUUCGACGAUUUUACUCGUAAGGGAGGAGUAAGCUCGAUUAGUUUUAGUGUCAUUUGUUGAUUGUAAAUAAACAUAAUCGGAUUAAGCUAGUAAUUUAUUAAAUUAGAUUGUGAUAGCUUUAUACAUUCUAAGAACUUAACCCCAGUGGAAACAUUUAGUAUUUCGUAAUUUCAAAAUUCUUUCCAUAUCUAUAGUUUUCCGUAGGUUUAACCGUUGUAAAUACUCCAUAGUGAAUAGUUGUUGUAUAUCGUGCAUUAACUUUAAUUAAAUCUAUCUAUCAUUGGGUGCCGUCUGUGCAAUAAGUUAUUGUGUUGUCUUAAAAGCCCAGAGUGUUCCCCGAGGUACUAUUAUGGCGCCUAACUGUUUCUUGUAUUCGAAAUACACUUUUUUAUCACAUCAGCACAUUGUUGAUGAAUUUUACUAUCUUAUUAUAGUACUGAUAACCCUGAUUCUGAUAAUCCUUAUUUUAAAAUAAUCAACUAAUGUAACUACAAAUUUUAAAUACCCAAGUCGUACCAUUAAUAUAAUUAUCUAAAAUGAAUUCAAUUAUAAUUUACCUAUAAUAUUACAAAAAGAAAAACAACAGCUAACGCUUUCCACAAAUGUAAUUAAUUCGUUUUUAAAAUUAAUAUCGCAUUUUGUCCAUUUUAAAUUAUUAAUAUAAUAAUUAUAAUAUUAGAUAUUAAAUGAUUUCCAUCGACUCAAGAGAGGUUCAUACCAAAUGUUAAUGUUAUUUAGAUAAGAAUAUAAACGUGUGCAAUCGGCAUAAUGCAUCAAGUCAAUCAACGGUCAUGGCACGUCAUAUCAAUUUGGAUAGGGAUCGUCAAUGUAUCGCCUUACACCUCGCCUCGUCGUCAACCAGUUGGCCUAGGAAUUAGGAUGUAUUAACAUAUCUUGUGAUGUGAGGAAAAAAAGACAUAUUGUCGACCAAUAGCAAUGCAAUCGUAAAUAUCGCUAUUUCUUUCGCCCCAUCGCAAUGAAAGAGAGCGAUAGUUUCGUCGAUCGUGUCAACCUAAAUGUAAAAGCACUUCAGCAGAUUCCGAUACGUUGACUCCGGUAUGGUACGGCCUCAGACCAAUUAUAGAAGGACCUGUAUCGCACUCAUAGUCACGAACAAAACUGUCUGUCAUUUUCUGAAGAAAACGAGCUUAGAUUUGGUAUAUAUCUUAUACCAAAUCUAAGUUCUUGCCCGUUUUUUACGGAGCUUUUUAACCGACGAACAUGAUUACAACUUUUUAACAUCGAUUCUAUAGAGACAGUUUUUAUAAUCGCAUUAGAUCGUUGAUCAUAUACUUUGAUAGAAAAGUAACAUCUAGCGAGGCAGGUCCUAUACAAUAAUUGGUCUGAGGAUACGGCAGAUACCUACUGUAUCGUAGUCGCGCCAUAGCUAGAUGACGGCGAGGUUAGGGGAUUGCGUUCUAUUUCGACUAGUGGUCGUUGCAGUCAGGUGUUUCAUACAAAGAGUAAUGAACGACCCGAGUUUAUCUGAUGACGAUUCCUUUCAAAGUUGACGUGUCCUAUAACCUAAAAAUAAAUCGUUAUAAUAACUAAAAUAGUUGAAAGUCACGGUACGAAUAAUGCACGUCCAUAGUGCGGUAUUGUCAACACCUAAUAAAUGUAAUAGCUUAAUCAUUUUUGGAUAUGGAAUAGUUACUAUUUGAUGUAAAAGGCAUACAAUAAAUGUAUCAUAAAGGAA